AAACUUCUAGGUGGUGACGUUCCUGUCAUGUCGUCCAUCAUAGAAUUUUACGAAGAAAAAGUUGGCAAUUUGUUUACACGUAUUUAACAAAUAAACUCAAUUAAAAUUGUUUUAAAAUUAUUAUUUUUAACUCUAUCCGCCGCAUUGUGAAUAAAUAAAACAUUUGCAACUUCAACUAACAAAUUGUGAUUAUUUUUUUUUGUUCGUUGUAAUUUUUCCUUUCGCAAAAAUGACACGAAAAUGGAAGAAUGCAGUGUCGUCGCUGUCCAUUUUGUUGAUGGUGGUGCUCCUUCAACAAAUCGACUUAAGUCAUCAAUUCUAUCUACCCGGAUUGGCACCAGUUAAUUAUUGCCGAAAAUCCGAAUCAACUGGACCUUGCAAGUCUGAAGUAAUUCUCUACGUAAACCGCUUGAAUACAGAAGAAUCAGUUAUUCCAUAUGAAUACCAUCACUUUGAUUUCUGUACUAUUGACGAAGGCAACUCCCCUGUGGAAAAUCUUGGUCAAGUUGUCUUUGGAGAGAGAAUACGUCCUGGCCCAUAUAAAAUUGAAUUUCUUAAAGAUGUCGAAUGUGAAAGGGUAUGCACAAAAUCAUACACUGGAGGUGAUCCAGACAGUGACCGACGAAUGAUGGUCCUCAAAAAAGGUAUGAGCCUCAAUUACCAACAUCACUGGAUUGUUGACAAUAUGCCAGUAACUUGGUGCUAUCCUUUGGAAAAUGACAAACAAUAUUGCAGCACUGGCUUCCCAAUGGGUUGUCUUGUAAGACAUUUAGUUGAUGGCGAUGAAAGUUGCCCCAUCAAUCCAAGUUACAAUAAACCAGGCGUCUAUUAUCCAUUUAAUCAUGUUGAUUUGACAAUAACAUAUCACAGUGGUGCCACCGAAGAAUGGGGUGUUGGCUUUGGCGCCAAUGGUGGACGUAUCAUUUCGGUUAAAGUUAUCCCCCGCUCAAUAAAUCACAAGAACCCCGAAAAACCCGAUUGUGGUUCACCCGAAGCAAUUGAAAUUCCAGCAAAUACCUUACCUCGCAACACGAAAUUACAAAUCACUUACACUUACUCGGUCAAGUUUAUCAUGAACAAUACUGUGAAAUGGUCUUCCCGUUGGGAUUACAUUCUCGAAUCAAUGCCACACACAAACAUUCAAUGGUUCAGUAUACUAAAUUCUCUCGUCAUUGUUUUGUUUUUAUCGGGAAUGGUUGCCAUGAUUAUGCUUCGUACUUUGCACAAGGAUAUUGCACGCUACAAUCAAAUGGAAAGUGGCGAAGAUGCUCAAGAAGAAUUCGGAUGGAAAUUGGUUCAUGGUGAUGUCUUCCGUCCACCACGCAAGGGAAUGCUGUUGUCUGUGUUUUUGGGUUCAGGUGUUCAAGUUACAUGCAUGACAUUGAUUACUUUGGCAUUUGCUUGUUUGGGAUUCCUAUCGCCUGCUAAUCGAGGCGCCCUAAUGACAUGUGCUAUGGUCUUGUAUGUUUCACUUGGAACUCCAGCUGGAUAUGUGUCGGCGAGAAUUUACAAAAGCUUUGGUGGCAUUAAGUGGAAGAGCAAUGUUAUGUUAACAUCGAUUGUUUGUCCAGGUGUCGUAUUUUGCUUGUUCUUCGUAAUGAAUCUUGUUCUAUGGGGAGAAGGAAGCUCUGGAGCAGUGCCAUUUAGUACUUUGGUUGCACUGUUGGCACUAUGGUUUGGUGUCUCAGUUCCUCUCACAUUCGUUGGAGCUUACUUUGGUUUUAGAAAGCGCGCAUUGGAACAUCCCGUCCGAACGAAUCAAAUACCACGACAAAUUCCCGAUCAAUCUGUCUACACACAGCCAAUCCCCGGAAUCAUUAUGGGAGGAGUCCUUCCCUUCGGUUGUAUUUUCAUUCAGCUCUUCUUCAUUCUCAACUCCAUUUGGUCCAAUCAAAUGUAUUACAUGUUUGGAUUCCUCUUCCUUGUUUUCCUAAUUCUGGUGAUAACCUGCUCCGAAACUACAAUUCUCCUUUGCUAUUUCCAUCUUUGUGCGGAGGAUUAUCAUUGGUGGUGGCGUUCUUUCCUAACAUCUGGUUUUACCGCUGCCUAUCUUUUCAUCUAUUGCUGUCAUUACUUUGCCACAAAAUUGUCCAUCAAAGAUGGAGCUUCGACGUUUUUGUACUUUGGAUACACCGCCAUAAUGGUGUUCCUUUUCUUCCUGCUCACAGGAACAAUUGGAUUCUUUGCUUGUUUCUGGUUCAUUCGUAAGAUCUACAGUGUGGUUAAGGUCGAUUAAAUAUGCCGUUUUGAGUGGUCUCUCGUCUGCACUCAUGCCCGCCCCGAACGCGCAAUAAAUUUAAAUUUAAAUUCUUAAACAAAAAUAUAUAUAUAAAUGUAUGUAUUUUCUUACGUUAAACAAAAAUAAAAAAAUAUUUAAAUUUAAUUUUAAAUCAAACGAAGAUAAAAUUGGGCGAACGUAUCUAAAAAAAAACUAAAAACAAAAAAAAAAUAAGAAAGAUUAUAUAAAUAUAUUAUUAUAUUGUUUGUUUAAUUUUAUUUUUAAAUAUUAGAAUUCUUAUUUUCCUUAAUAUAUAAUUUAAUUGAUAUUUUGUGUAAUAUAUAUAUUAAUAAUAUAUCGAAUGCGAAAGAAAAAAUAAGCAUAUUACAUUAAGAAUACAUUUUCUUAUUUAAUAAAAAUUAAAAAAGAAAUAUCACAAAUUUUUCUUUAAAUGUGUCGACAGAAUCAGAAAUAAUGCCAUCAAUUAAGCAAGGACCAUAGUGUUUAAAAAUGUUAGAUUCUUCUUUUUUUUUGUUAUUUAAAAUACAAAAGCAAAAAGUGAGAAUAUGCUAGUAUAUAUAAUUAAAAACAAGGCCAAUCUGUCUUAAAGAUCAGAUAAAUAAAAAUAAUUUCUUAACAAGAAACUCUUCUUUUAGUGAAUUAAUAAUGAAUAAAACAACAACAAAUAUUUUCUUUUUUCUAUUACUCA
This is a messenger RNA of Episyrphus balteatus (marmalade hoverfly), 2927 nucleotides long. RefSeq names its product transmembrane 9 superfamily member 2 (gene TM9SF2). Gene Ontology annotation, cellular component: membrane. The record is from RefSeq and is a predicted model, not a curated record. Gene Ontology annotation, biological process: protein localization to membrane. Lineage: Eukaryota; Metazoa; Arthropoda; Insecta; Diptera; Syrphidae. Bases 230 to 2236 code for a protein of 668 amino acids. The transcript has 5 exons.